UCUAAUAAGAAAUGCAUAUGUGCUCUAAUGUAAGGAUAAAUUCAUGUGUCGAAAUAUUUCUAUUUUCGUUGUACGUGAAUACGUACUCAAUAUAUCAAAAAUAUAGUAUUGAAAAUGAGCUUCAACAUGGACGAUUCACUAGUGACAGAUGCAGCUGCUAUUAGAGAGAAAUUUCUCACAACCGGUUGUCCGAAACUGGACGCGAUAUUGAAAGGCGGUAUACUUUGCCGAGGUAUCACGCAGAUUUACGGUGCUGCUAGCACUGGAAAAACGCAGUUGGCUUUGCAGUUGUGUCUCUCCGUCCAACUGCCAGUAACCGCAGGCGGUCUCGGAGCUGGUGCGAUAUACAUUUGCACAGAAACUGCUUUUCCAUCAAAACGGUUGCAACAAUUGUUGCAUAAUUCAGAAAUAGCUAAGGCUCAUUCUGUGAAUGGAGAUGUAAUAUUCGUGACCCAUAUAGCUACUAUUGACGAAUUAGAAGUAUGUCUGCAGCGUAAAGUUCCAGCACUGAUG
Formica exsecta is the source of this 513-nucleotide messenger RNA. RefSeq names its product DNA repair protein XRCC3-like. Gene Ontology annotation, biological process: double-strand break repair via synthesis-dependent strand annealing; resolution of mitotic recombination intermediates; telomere maintenance via recombination. The transcript has 4 exons. Gene Ontology annotation, molecular function: ATP binding; ATP-dependent DNA damage sensor activity; four-way junction DNA binding. NCBI's taxonomy places the organism in Eukaryota, Metazoa, Arthropoda, Insecta, Hymenoptera, Formicidae. The annotation marks the transcript as partial. Gene Ontology annotation, cellular component: replication fork; Rad51C-XRCC3 complex. The record is from RefSeq and is a predicted model, not a curated record.